AUGAGCCACCGCACAAAGUUCAUAAUAAACACAUCGGUUGAAUAUUUUGGUGCUCGCAUUCCGGGCACGGAAUUGGAUGCGCAAACAGCAGCCAUAUUGGAGUUUCUAGAGCAGGACGAGCACACGGUUAUCUCGGCCGUGCAUGAUAAAUCCGAUGGUAAAAUCAAAUUUCAACAUCGCAUUCCCAACGAGGAGGUGUGUUUGCUUUUCUACAAGGUGCCGCAGGUGGGCCAAGGUGGUGGCGGCAACGGUGGCGGCGGCGGCGGCGGUUCAGUCGCCAACGAACCACUGCUUGGCAUAUUAACACUGGAAGGUGGCCUGGUUAAGUCCAUUUACAAUUCCGUUUCACGUGUAUUUUCUCCACAUGCAACGGCCAAGCGCAACGAAUAUAGCCCGGAGAUAAGCGGUCUGCUGGAGAACUUGCAUGUGUCCCUUGGCUCCACUUUAGGGCUGCCACAGAGUGGCAUUUCCAACAUUAAGGAUGAAAUCAAAUAUUGGAAGCAAAAGCUCGGACAAAAGUCUAGCUCACGUCUUGAUCGUGAAACGGCUCAGGUGUUUAUUGGCAUGCUGGAGAAUAUCGAAAGAAGAAUUGGUAUCAUAGAAGGAGAUGGCAAUGCGGGCAGCACUAUCGAAGAGUUUCUCGACCAUGCUCAUAAUCAAUUGGACGAACUGUGGCGCCUUCCCUACAACUAUCCACAGCAGCGAAUGGCCGACUUGCUCGACAUUAUUGGUAACCGACUGCUGGAGGCCUGUCUUGCGCAGUUGCUGGCCGAAGAUAUUUGGAGCCUCACCUCGUUUAAUGUGAACAAUCUGAUGAGCCAUUGCAUUGACACAGUUGACGCAUGGAUACAGCUGUGUGACUCACUGACGCGACUCUUCUGGCCCAACUAUGUGAAGCAUCCGUGGGUUGGCGAGCCGCAUAUGCCCAAACGUGGUCAAUUGUUUAAGGAACGGCUUACCGAAAUCAGGAAUAUUAAGCAGCUGUACAAACAAAUUGCCUCCUUGCUCGACGACACUGAGCUGCAGGAAAUGUUUCAGGAGCAUGCACCUUUCAGUGAUUUCAAUAUUUUCGACACCUCCAUUCUGGGUCAGUCCAAGUGGAACAAAGCCCUGCAGCACUUCGAGCAGGUGCUGCAGCCUAUUGAUGAGCGUAUAGCAACCGCAUUGAAAGGACAGCUGCACCACCACCUGAGCAAUCCGCGGCAGGUCAUCUUCAUAUUCUCGAAGUACGAAACACUCAUACAGCGUCCCACUGUGCUGGAGCUACUGACCAUCGAGCGCGAGCAAUUUCUACAGUCACUUCACAUUCUACUGCAGGAUCUGCGAAAGGCGAUGACAGAUACAAACAUGGAGCCGGACACCGGACAUUUGUCGGUUAUAUGCAAUGAAUGCCGCUGGCUAAAGGUGGUGCAGUAUCAGAUACAGGAGAUUGAGAAGGUUAGCCAUUUGAUAAACGGUCGCGAGGGCUUUGAAAAGAUCAAUAAGGCUGUCCAAGAGAUCAAGGAGGAAACAGAGUCUCUGCUGCGGACGAACUUUGAAAUAUGGUCCGGCCAAUGCUCCACGGCUGUGAAAAGUGGCGAGCUGAGACUUCGCGAUGAUCAGGCCGUGGUGAAGUUCGAAAAGGAAGGCCGCCAACUAAUGCGCGUAACUUUCAAUCCGAAGCUGGUCACCUUCUGCCAAGAUGUGCGGGAAUUUGAGAAUCUUGGCUACAAUGUGCCACUCGAAUUGCGAGCAGCCGCGACUCAUGCAGCGAAGCAUAUGUGUCAUGCCCGACGACUGCAGCAGAUCGCCACUUUCCACAACACUAUUGGAGACCGCAUGAUUCCGUGCCAGCGUCCGAUAAUGCUAAAGAAUGCCUUGGAGCUUGCAGCGCUUGUGCAGAGCGAAACUGUUGCCUGGCAGGAUGAGGCUUCGGUGCUGCGCUAUGUGAACACAUUACAGGAGGCAGUGUCCAAGCUAUCCGCAGACAACACAUUACUGGUUGGUUACCAUGAGCAGGCUAAGCGAACCGUAAUGAGACUUAUGUCCACGGACCUGUUUACUCAAUCUCAAAUCUGGAAGGACGAGCUGCGCCACUUGCGUGAACUAGUUGCGACCCUGGAGCGGCAGGGAUAUAGCAAUUUGGACGCCUUUAAGUUGCACUGGGACCAUCAGUUGUACAAAGUCCUGGAGUACCAGUACUUGCUAGGCCUGCUAGACAUGAACAAUAAGCUGCCCGACAUUCAUACAAAGCUAGUGCUCCGGCAUCGCGAGCUCUGCUACAGUCCGCCAGAGGAGGAGAUACGCGAUCAGUACUACACCCAGCUGCGUCGUUUCAUUGAACGCCCGUGUGGUUUUCGUGGAUUAUCCGAUCAGAGUACCACUCUGUUUGGGUCCAUGGUGACGAUGAAUCAACAACACUUUGGGCCGCUUUAUGAACGAGCCUCGCAGCUGUUCAGCAAGCUCGCGGACUUUAAGCGCAUUUGGUUACCUUGGAUUGCUCUGGGUUGUGUGGAUGUGGAACAGCUGUGUGGCAUUCACUUGAGCCAGGCCGAUGACUGGGAUCGCAACUUUCGCGAAUGCAAGCACUUCAGCCAGAAGAUCGCCAAACUGCAGCGCAGUGAAGAGUCUAUUGAUUGUAUUGUUAUUGAUGUUCUGCCCUUGCGAUCGGACAUCGAGCUAAUUGGGCGGCGUUACUGGGAGGCCUUAGCCAGCAGCCUGCGUUCAUCUAUACUGAGCGAUGUGGGUGUGGUGCAAGAAUUUUUGCAGAGCGCACUUCAAUUCCUGCAAAACAUACCCAUGGACGAGGGCAGCAUCACUGAAUCGGGCAUGAAGUACGAGAAGAUCAUGUCGGAGCUUCCGCAAGUUGCCGCCACAUUGGACUUGGUGCGUGCAAAAGAUAGCUGUCUCGCUGGUUGGUGCAAAGAGCGCGUGAUGGCACUGGCUGGGAUUCUGCAGCAGUGGGAGCAGCUUCAGCCCCUACUGGAGAACCACGCUGUGAUCCUGCAACGUCAAGUGGAUGUGAUAAAGACGCAGGCACAAACACAGCUUCAGAAUUUGCGCAACGAGGCUGAAAAGUUUCAGCUACGCUGGGAGUCCACAAUUGCCGAGCUGGAGGCUAACGAACAGGCCACAUUGGAGCUCUUCAAGGAGCGUCGAGCACACUGGCAGCAGAUACAAUUGAAAAAACAACACCUGCUGGACGAGUGCGCAAAGUUCAAUAUGCAUUUUCCGGCGGAUAUGCUGGAGCCCUUUGUUGAGAUCGACGCCCAGAUGAACUCUCAGGCUAAGCAGUGGGAGGUGUACGAUAAUUUCCUAGCCGAGCUGGAGCCAAUUAUGCAGGAGGAAUGGGCCAUAUACCGUCGACGUCCGUAUGUGCUAAACGAAUUUAUUGGCCGUUGGGAGAGCUCUGUACAUGAAUCCAUCGACCUGCCAUCCAAACGCAUAAGACAAAGUGUGGAGCGUCUACAAGCCGCACUCCCUGUUCUCCAACAGCUGCAGUCGGAUGCGCUUAGCGAACGCCAUUGGGCACGAAUUUUCAAUCUGUUGCACAAACAGCAAACGAAGCCACUGCACAGUAUCCUGCUGGCUGAUAUACUCGACGAUAUGGAUGCACUUCAAGCGGCUGCCCCCGAGCUGGCUAACAUUGUUCGGCAGGCAGCUGCCGAGCAAGUUGUGCGCCAGGCCCUGGUUGAGUUGGAUCAGUGGUCGGUGACAGCUCAGUUUAAGUUAAUUAGUCGUACGGAUGCAUCUGGCCAGCCGGUGGGGCUUAUUAAGGACUAUCAGGAGGUUCUCAACAAGAUUGGCGAUAACCAGUCGCUACUACAGUCGGCAAAGAACUCCGCUGCCUUUGACAGCUUCUCGGAUCAGGCGGCCCUAUGGGAGAGUCGCCUCAACAGCCUCGACACGCUUCUUAGCAGUCUGAGUCACUCCCAGAGGCGUUGGGUCUAUCUGGAGCCGGUCUUUGGUGCUGGAACAUUACAGCAGGAGCAGGCGCUCUUCAAGCGCAUCGACAAGGACUUUCGCUAUGUGAUGCGUGAGAUACAAGCGGAUCCUCGUGUUACUUCAGUGCUACGAAUUAACAAUAUUAGCGUUAUUGUCCAAACAUUGGAAACGCAAUUGGCACGUUGUCAGCAAAACCUAUUGAGUUACAUUACGGAUAAGCGCAACAGCUUUCCGCGCUUUUAUUUUCUUGGUGACGAUGAUCUACUCGAGUUGCUUGGUCAGGCCUCGAAAGAUGCCGAUAUUGUGCAGCGCCACAUACGAAAGCUGUUUCCUGGCUGCCACAGUCUAGGCAUUCGACAAGGUCCUGAAACAGGACACUUUAUCAUCAAUGCGCUGCACAGUGCUGAAGGCGAUGAGCUAACUCUCAAUCAAAGCGUUGAAAUGACGGGCGACAUUGAGCAUUGGCUCAAUAAGCUCGUCGUCAGCAUUCAACAGACGCUUCGAGGGCAGAUAUUCGAGUGCUACAACAACAACAACUUUAGUGAAAACAACAAAACUCUUGACGAGCGUCUGCUCAACAAAUACCCCAUCCAGGUGCUAGCCACAGCUCGGGCCUUGCACUUCACACGUCAGGCAGAGCAGGCAAUAGGCUCCAUGGCUUUGGGCAAGCUCCAGCAGCGGCUCGCAGAGGAGAUUGCGCACUGUGCCGCCUUGAAGCAAGGCGCUCCCAAUGGCAGCUUGCCCGCCUCCAAGUUGCGCGCCCUACUUAUCGAUCUGGUGCACUAUGCAGCUGUCGCGGAGCAGCUAGUGCAGGAAAAUGUGAUGCAUGUCAGCGAUUGGCAUUGGCUGUGUCAACUGAGAUACUACCUUACAGCUGCGACAGUAGGUGGCAGCAAAGGCGGAGGUGUGGGUGUGGGUGAUGGGCGGCAGAUUUACGUGCGUAUGGUUUACGCAGAAUUUGAAUAUGCCUACGAGUUCCUGGGCAAUGCCAACAAACUUGUGCAUACAAGGCUGACGCACAAGUGUUAUCUCAUACUCACACAGGCCAUGCACAUGGGCCUGGGCGGUAAUCCCUUUGGAAAAGCGGGCACAGGAAAGACGGAGUGUGUGAAGGCGUUGGGUGCGAUGCUGGGACGCCUCGUGUUGGUUUUCAAUUGUGAUGAGAACGUCGACACGGAAUCGAUGGGACUUAUUCUCACAGGCCUCGCUCGCUGUGGAGCCUGGGGCUGCUUUGAUGAAUUUAAUAGGCUCCAGGAGGCUACACUCUCUGCCAUUUCCAUGCUCAUACAGCCCAUUCAGAGCGCACUGAAGGACAAGGCGGCAACGGUGCAAGUUGGAGAACGAACUGUUCAACUAAAUCAGCAUUGCGGCAUUUUUGUAACCUUGAACCCGGCUGGUGUUGAGUAUGGUGGUCGCCAAAAACUGCCCGGCAAUAUUCAAGCGCUAUUCCGACCCAUUGUAAUGCAACAGCCGGAGCCGGGCGAAAUUGCUCGCGUCAUGCUCUUCGUUGAGGGCUUUACGACUGCCGCAGACAUGGCUGCGCGCAUCGUAGAACUCUUCGAACUGUGCCGACAAAUGCUGUCGGCUCAGCGGCACUACGAUUGGGGACUCCGUGAGCUUAAAACAACGCUCCUCGUCUGUGGAGAGGGGUUGCGUAUGCAAUUAGCGAGGGCGCCCAACGCUGUUGCUAAUGAGCGGGCGACCUCCACCCCCAGCGACGCGGCCGCUAAUGAUGAAAUGUCUAUUGUGGUGCGUUGUCUGCGCUCAUCGACCAUGUCAAAGUUGGCGCAACACGACGUGGCGCGCUUCGAAAUGCUGCUACGAACGGUAUUUCCUGAAAUUGGUGAUGAGCCGCCGCCAGCCACUUCGCUACAGGAGGCGUUGACCUCUGCCUUCGGCCCCCUCGCCCUGGGCCCAAAUAGUGCACAAAUAGAGAAGGCGUUGCAAUUGCACGAGCAGCUGCAGAAACGCAUGGGCGUUGUUGUUGUGGGUCCUCCUGGCUGUGGCAAGUCGACUGUCAUAGCCUUGCUGCGACAGGCGCUAAUGGCCACCAACUCGACGCAGAUACGCGUGCACACCAUCAGUCCCAAAUCAAUGAGUCGCGUGCAGUUGCUAGGUCGUCUGGAUGCGGACACACGUCAGUGGCAGGAUGGUGUCCUCACUCAUACAGCCGUUGUGGUCAAUCAGGAGCCGGCGCAUGUCCAUUCGUGGAUACUGUGCGACGGAAGCAUCGACCCCGAGUGGAUUGAGGCGCUGAACUCGGUUCUGGAUGAUAACAAACUCCUGACCCUCCCCUCCGGCUGGCGCAUACAGUUCGGCAACAAUAUCAACUUUAUUUUCGAGACGGACGAUGUGCGACACGCCUCCCCCGCGACUAUUUCACGCAUGGGCAUUAUUAAUAUGAGCUACGAGCAUUAUCCUCUGCAAGCGAUAGUAAGGCAUGAGCUAGCCAAGGAACCAUAUGGAGAUCUGCUGCAAAGCUACUUGGAUGCCAAUUUCGAGGCAGCUGCAGAGUGGUUGGAAAGGGAACAGUUGGGUCAUAUACCCGGCAUUGGUCGCAGCAGCUUGCUUCAUGCAUUGCUCCUCCAGCUGCAUGGAACUCAGACCAUAGAGGAAUUUGGUGCGGCCAUGCUACGGGCGCUCUUGGGUUUCGUGACCAAUGAGCGUCACCAGGAAUUUGCGCAAUUUGUCCUGCAACGCGCCAAUCUCUACAUAGCCAAUCCUAAUCAUGCCGAGCUGACGUACUACGACAAGCGGCGUGGUGCACUGGAUCAGUAUGCAGUUGGGAGCAUCGAGCCGGCGUCAACUGGUGGCCAACUGAUUGAGACAGCUGCAGUAAAAUCUUAUCUGGGCAUUCUGGAUACCCUGCUAGACACUUGCACACUCGCACCCUUCCUGCUUAUCGGCCCCAGCGGUUCGGGCAAGACAUUGCUGCUGCAACAAGCAGUGCAGGAACAUUCAGGAUAUCAGUUGGCCACCGUGAACUGCUCGACCCAGUUGGCGCCCACCUAUCUGCUGAACACACUGCGCCAACAGUGCGUUACAAUAAGUGGGCUACGUGGGCGAGAAUUUAAGCCCAAACAGGCACGGGUUGUGCUCUUUUUAAAAAAUCUGGACUUGUGUCGACUGGAUGCCUGGGGUGCCUCCGAGGUUGUGGAGCUGCUGCUGCAGCUGGUGCAGCGUAAAGGUUUCUAUGCCGACACCCUCGAGUGGAUCAGCGUCAGUGGGCUCCAAAUAUGCGCAUCUAUUAGCGGAAAUUUGGCGAAGAUUGCGCCUCGCUUUUUGGCGAUAAAUCAGUUUGUGCGAGUGGGCCAGCCAACCGCUGCGGACAUGCUUGGCAUCGUCCAGUGUCGCAUGGAGCCUUUGCUUUGUGGCAACGGGGCGUAUUUCAGAACAAACGCUGCCACCACUAAUUUGCAGCAUGUGAGCGAGUGUCUAAUGGAGUUCUUCGCCAAGUUGCAAGCUACUUUCACGCCCGCGUCACAGCAGCAGGGGCACUACCAAUUCAGUCCGAAAUGCAUUAUGAAGCUUUUGGACGCACUCUCGUACUACCCGCCGGGCGAUUUCAACGAGGCCUUGCACUGCGAGCUGUUGGCCAUGUUCAAGGAUCGCCUGGCUACUGAGGAACAUGUGCAGCAGUUUGAGGGCAUCCUUAAGCAAACAAUGCGUAAAUAUUAUGGAAAAGAGAAAAUCUAUUACGUGCCCAAGUCUCCCAAGUCCCUGGGAAAGCUAUAUGGUCUGACUCACGAUGAAUGGCUGGAUGAGGUGCAACGCCAAAUCACGAUAUGUAAUACUGAGAGCUACAACAUUGUGGCGCCUAUUACCGAGGAACUACUCCACUACACAGCCCAUAUAGCCCGCACAUUAGUCCGCCAGGAUGGGCAUCAGCUUAUACUUGGCCAGCCAGGGGGAAGGCAUGUGGAUGCCAUAUACGUCGCAGCCACCCUACAGCAGGCAAAAGUGUUGCCCCUGCAAGGCGGUCAGAGCUAUGCUCUGGAAGACUUUUAUAAUGAUCUAAAGCUGGCGAUGCAGACGGCGGCGCUAGAGCAGCAGAACACCUAUAUGUUGAUCGAGCACUGUUGGCUGAGCUACGUUCCGGACAUUUUAAAACCAAUUGAAGCUCUGCUGGAGGGAAGCGAGAUCUUGGAAUUAUUCGGUGACGAGCUCGAGUCGGUAGCCAGCACCUUAAAACAGGCAGCGCAGUUGGAGGGAUAUCAAGAGUCCCUGGGUGCCUAUUUUAUGAAACGAGCACGAGAGAAUUUACAUUUAGUUGUUGUUGUGGAUCCAAGUAGUGCGAAAGUGCAGGAAUAUUUCAACCACUGUCCGGCACUGUAUCGUCAGAUGACCGUGCUCUAUGUGCGGCCUGCAUCGCGAGAAACCUUACUAAUGCUGCCAAAAAAGUAUAUCGAAGUGUUGGGCGAAGGCCGACAAGGGGGAAAAGUGCCUGUGUGCAGCUACUUUGUGGAUGCAGUGGAGGAUCUGCUACCGGAGCAGGCACCCUGCCGUUACUACCAAUUGAUAACCAGCUACUAUCAUUUGUACGACAACGCCGCCUCGGAUAUUGACAAGCGGCUAAGCAAGCUACAGUUGGGCGUUGACAAAUUAGCUGCUGCCCACGCCUUGGUCGACACAUUAAAAACCAACGCGAGUACCCAGGAGCAGGCCCUUGGCGAAAAGCGGAAGCUAGCCAAUGAAGCCCUCGAAAUGAUUUCGGCCACCAUGCGAAAUGCGAACGAGCAAAAGUCCAGCAUGCUGGAGCUGAAGAAGCAGACCCAAGAGAGCAGCGAACAGCUCAAGGUACGACAACGCGAAAUUCAACAAGAGCUGGCUGAGGUGGAACCCAUAUUGGCGGAGGCGAGCACUGCCGUAGGCCAAAUCAAGUCCGAGGCUCUCUCCGAAAUUCGCUCGCUGCGUGCCCCACCCGAGACAGUGCGUGACAUACUCGAGGGCGUGCUCCGACUGAUGGGAAUACGCGAUACCUCUUGGAACAGCAUGAAAACGUUCUUGGCCAAGCGUGGCAUCAAGGAGGAUAUACGCUCGCUGGAUCCAGCGCGCAUCAGUCCCGAGAACUGCGAGGCGGUUGAGCGUCUCCUGGCAGCUAAAGGGGAUUCCUAUGAAAUGAAGAACGCCAAACGAGCCUCGGCUGCGGCAGCACCUCUGGCCGCCUGGGUGAAAGCUAGUGUGCGAUAUGCACGAGUUAUACAAAGCAUCAAGCCUCUGGAGCGGGAGCAGGGAGAACUGCAACGCAAUCUGCAGGCAGCCGAAGGUGAAAUGGAACAACUUGCCACCGGACUUGAUGAUGUGGAUAAGCGUGUUAAGCAGCUAUCGGCUAAGUUGCAGACAUACACACAAGAGGCCGCCGUCCUAGAGCUGAAGCUGGAGGAGGCGCGUGGUACUUUGCAAGCUGCACAAUUGUUGGUCGAGAAGCUGAGCGCAGAGUAUGCUACUUGGAGUGAGCAGCUGGCCAAGCUGAAGCAGGCACACAAGACCCUUGACACAAAGAUGUUGCUAGUAGCGUUGGCUCUCAAUUACUUUGCAGGCCUAGCUCUGGAUAAGCGCAGUUCCUUACUGCAGAAGUUAAGUACCGAAAUGCAGUUGUCCAGCGGUUUUGAUUUACGUCAGGCGCUGAUCACAGAACAGGAGCAAAUAAUUUGGGAGAGUCAGGGACUGGCGCGUGACGUGCAGAUCAUCGAGAAUGCUGCACUGUUGAGGCAAAUGCUCUCACUACCUUUUGGCAGCUGUGCCGUGCCCUUACUACUGGAUCCCACUCAGACAGCGUCCAACUGGUUGGCCGCUCAUUUACGGAGUAGCGGACGUGCCUACGAGCUAACCACACAGAAUAAUGAACGACUAUCCUAUCAACUGGAGCUGGCCGUGCGCUUUGGGAAAACGCUUCUGGUAGUAGACUGCGAGGAACUACGACCGCCUCUGCUGCAGUUGGUGCAGGGCCACACCUACGUGCGCUUUAACAAACGGCAGCUGGAGGUGGGCACGAAACUGGUGGACUUGCAUGAGAAUUUCCAACUGGUGCUGUGCAGCAAGGCGCCGCGCUUCCAAAUGGGUUCGGAGUUUCGUGGCGUUGUAAAUGUUGUGCUCUUCACAGUCACUGCUGCGGGUCUUAGCGACCAGCUCCUGUCGAAGGCCAUUGUACUAAAGAAUUCGCAAUUGGAGCAGCAGCGUGUGGAGUUGUUGCAAAAAGAGGGUGAGUUGCUGAAGCAGCGUAUGGAGCUGCAGAAUCAAUUACUGGAGGAGUUGUCCAGCGCCCAAGGAGACAUUUUGCGCAACGAGCAGCUGCUUCGCACGCUGGAGGAAGUGAAGCAAAGCAGCGGACAGAUCGAUGACGCGCUAAAGAAGAGCGGAGCGGUAAGGCAAACGCUGCUGGCCGAAUUCGGACCACUGCGCGCCCAAUGCGCAAAGGCAGCAGCAUUUUAUACGGGUCUAAUUCUGGGCUAUGAACUAUCGGCUUUGGUAUACAUUGAACUCUUCCUUGGAGCGCUGCGGACGCUAGACGCGGAGAAGGAACAAGAAACGCGUGUAUACGAGCGUCUUGUACGCAGUGUCUAUUUGCAUUUGGCCAGAGCUACCCCACGUUCGAGUCAACUGUCCCUUUCCCUGUGGAUAUGCCGACAGGCCUAUGCCGAGAGCAUUAGCGCCAAAGAGUGGGAGCUAUUUGUGACAAAUUUCAUGAGCAGUGCUGCCGACAGUAGCUCAAUUCUUGGACGCCGAACUCUGCCGGAUUGCAUGAGUCGUGAGGCUCAGCUGAAGUUGUCGCUGCUAUUGCAGCAGCUGCCUACUCUGGAGGACCAGUUGCAACUGAACAAGGAUUACGUGUGGCGCGGAUUUAUUGAACAGCAAACGGAUGAUGUGCUGCCCGCCAUUAGCUCGCCCUUUCAACGUGUGCUCGUGGCUCAAAUAUUUCGUCCAGAUCUGAUUGUGACCCAGUUGCGAAGCACCUGUAACCAAUUGCUUGGCAUUGCCUACGAUGCCGGCGUGCAGCCUAGUGUGGAGCAGCUGCUCGAGGAGAGUAGCAACGAGCGUCCCAUACUAAUGAUUACGCAGGCCGAAAAUGAUCCGGCAACGGAGCUAAAGAGCACGGCACUGCGAAAAUGGGGUGACAAGAAAUACCAGGAACUGGCCAUAGGCCGUGGCAUUGAGCAGCGUGCAUUGGAGGCAGUGCGACAAGCGGCCGCCCAGGGUCAAUGGCUGUGUGUGAAGAAUGUGCAUUUGGUGCCGCAUUGGCUUACACAAUUGGAACGCGAACUGGGCCAAAUGACAAAGGCGCCGGACUUCCGCCUUUGGCUGGUAUGUGAAUCGACGGUGGGAUUCAGCGAAGCGGCCAUCUAUCGCUGUCUGAAGGUGCGUUACGAACAGCCGCGAGGCUUGAAGCAGCAAGUACAGCGAAUGCUGCAGAACUAUGCAGCCAUGCAGCUCGAUCAGGGUAACAAACAGCAACAGGCCAAGUGCCUGAAGAUGCGAGUGGUUAUGUUUCUGCUCAGUGCGGUGCUGCAGCAGCGACGUCAGUAUGUACCCCAAGGCUGGUCCAAAUAUUACGAGUUUGGCGAGGCCGAUCUGAAGGCGGCGCUGGGCGUGCUCAGCUGGAUGGAUGCGCAGCUGGCCGGAGGAAGAUGCGACUGGUUGCUGCUGCAGCGUCUCUGCGAGUCUGUGGCCUAUGGCGGGCGUGUGGAUAAUGCACGGGAUCUGGAAGUGCUCAGAAGCUAUCUGAAUAAAUUCUGUUGCGCCGAUGUAUUGAGCAAUCGUUGGACGCCAUUGGGUUUAAGCUUUUCGAUACCAACAAGCGCACAACUACAGGACUAUUAUGGAGCGUUAGACAAACUGCCCGAUGUGGAUGAGCCGGCAAUCUACGGAUUGGCCAGUCAGGCGCAUCAGCAGCGUGAGAUUGAACAGUCACGUGUGGUCAUCAAGGAAUUGCGUGCUGCCUACUAUGGCGGCACAGCUGGCGAUGCUGUGAGUACGCCAAGCGCUCGACAGAAACUAGAGCAACAAAUCAAGCCAAUUUUGAGCCUCUGGCGUAAACUGGCAGUUAAUUGUAGUGUGGCACAAACCGUCGACGAAAUGCAGGCAAUGGAGCAGCCACUGGGCAUGGAUUCUCCAUGGUCGCUGUUUGUCCUUGCAGAGCUGCAAUUGGGCUCAAAUCUCUACAAGCUUGUGCAUCGGACACUGGCCCAGCUGCACGCCUGGCUAAAGGAGACCCAAACACAGGCUGGAAAUGUGGAUGCCAAUGCAUUGCAGACGUUGGCCGAGCACCAGGUGCCAGCCACCUGGCAGAAAUUGUGGCCGGGACCUGCAUCUGCGGUGGACUACCUGCGCGGCUUGAUUGUGCGUGCCUCGGAAGCGGAGCGUCGCUAUCGCGAGCAGCUGCACGUGAAGUUUGCCACAUCCUUGAACCUGGUGCACAUUUUCAACUGCGAGAAUCUGCUGGCCUGUCUCAAACUGCUGCAGGCUCACACGUUCGGCGUGUCGGCACAAUGCCUGCACUUGGUUUGUGUGGGAGCUACUGAGGCGGUCGCUGGAGGCGACGACGGUAUUGUUCUGCAUAUUGCACCGCUUAAGUUGGACGGUUCAGAUGGAAUAAAGCCAAAAUCGUUCGAAUUUUAUUUAACUUACAAAACGGAAGACCAAAUUAAAUCGGACAAGAAUAAGGCCUUAGGCAACAAAUAUUCCUUGGAUACAGACCAGGCUUCAAGGUCUACAAAACUAAGACUGCCGCUGUACUCGCGGGCCCAACGCGACAGAGUCAUCUGCUAUUUGGAACUGGAAAACGAGCAAAUUACGGAAAGCGAAGCAUUACUAGCUGGACUAGCGAUGGUAGUCGAGGACCAUUGAAAUGAAUUUAGUUUAAGGCAAAAGGAGGAUGGCAGGUUUCAUGAAAUAAAUAUUGCUAGCUGGUUUUAAAAUCAUUUGUCCCAAAAGAAAAGUUCAACUAUGUAUA
Messenger RNA from Scaptodrosophila lebanonensis, 12874 nucleotides. It is a transcript of the gene btv, whose product is annotated as cytoplasmic dynein 2 heavy chain 1. Bases 1 to 12768 code for a protein of 4255 amino acids. Gene Ontology annotation, biological process: microtubule-based movement. The transcript is spliced from 25 exons. Gene Ontology annotation, cellular component: dynein complex. The record is from RefSeq and is a predicted model, not a curated record. Gene Ontology annotation, molecular function: ATP hydrolysis activity; ATP binding; dynein light intermediate chain binding. NCBI's taxonomy places the organism in Eukaryota, Metazoa, Arthropoda, Insecta, Diptera, Drosophilidae.